CUAAUUUGGGCUGAAAACAAGAGGCUGAACAAGGCGACGGAUGGGGUGGAGAAGAGGGGACCGUACAUCAUGAGCAAGCCUCCCUCUGUUCAUGCCAAGCUGCAGAGGCAGCGUGAGCUAGCGAAGGCAGCGCUGCGAAGGCAGGGGCUGCUGGGGGGACCUGCGCCGCACCAGCCGAAGCCAGCGGCUAAAAGGGCUGAUCCCUUUAACAAGGGCUACACGGCGCUCAGCCAGACGGCAGAUGAAAACCUGGUCUCCCUCGAUUCGGACAGUGACGGGGAGCUGGGAUCCAAAUGUUCCUCAGGCUACUCCUCCGCCGAGCAGGUGAACCAGGACCUGAGCCGGCAGCUGCUACAGGAUGGGUACCACCUCGACGAGGUCCCUGAUGAUGAAGAUCUGGAUCUCAUCCCCCCGAAACCCGUUGCCUCCUCUUCUUGCCUCUGUUGUUUUGGAGAAAAUCUCUCUUGCGUGAUCCAGUAG
Cariama cristata (Red-legged seriema) is the source of this 480-nucleotide messenger RNA. RefSeq names its product family with sequence similarity 219, member B (gene FAM219B). The transcript has 5 exons. NCBI's taxonomy places the organism in Eukaryota, Metazoa, Chordata, Aves, Cariamiformes, Cariamidae. The record is from RefSeq and is a predicted model, not a curated record. The annotation marks the transcript as partial.